Messenger RNA from Cebus imitator (Panamanian white-faced capuchin), 2236 nucleotides. It is a transcript of the gene PRICKLE4, whose product is annotated as prickle planar cell polarity protein 4. The coding region runs from base 596 to 1951 and encodes 451 amino acids. The record is from RefSeq and is a predicted model, not a curated record. Lineage: Eukaryota; Metazoa; Chordata; Mammalia; Primates; Cebidae. The transcript has 8 exons. Gene Ontology annotation, molecular function: zinc ion binding.
GCUACUGGCGUGUGUGUGUGUGUGUGUGUGUGUGUGUUUUCCAAUCUGCAGCUACCGGCCCCUCCCUGAGCCGCCCCUCUCCACCAGCCGGGCACGGGGCGGGGGAGCGGCGGGGGCCGCUGGGGCGUGGGAGAGGAAGGGCCUCACUAUUGUGGCGGGCGGGGCCGGGCGCUGAGGCCUUGGGGUGGGGACCGGGUAAGGGGCCCGAAAGCAGAGUCGAUCCAGAACUGCCGGGAAUGCGGCGCACAGCGAGGGUGAGACCCCAGCGGAGUCCUCGUCCCCUCCUCUAAAAUCCCCGCAGCCAGGCUGCGAACACCAGCGGACUCGGGAAACACACCGAAUCCCAGCCCCGGAGGUGGGCCCGCCAAGUUCUAGAAAAACUCUGGGCAUCUAACGAGAGGGCACUUGGCAGGACUGGGCACUUCCUUUCCUUCUCCCUCCCAUUGUCCCCAGAAAUCUUCCCAUCCCUCCACCUUCCCAAGCCCUAAGGCCUCUCAGGCUCUCCUUUCAGGGCAGUGGGGGUUGGCGAUGUCCAGCUCCUGAGCACUCUUGCAAGGAGGCAAGACAAGGGGUUCAGUUCCGUCCCUUAUCUGAAAUGGGAGGGGGAAGGGAAUUAUGGAAAGAAUCCAGUGCUAGGUGGAGGUGGAGUUUGGUGGCCUUUGGGGAGAUGGAAAGGGGCAGUGCUGUCAGGCGAAGUGGCUACUCCUGGUGUGAACAGCCCAUCCUGGCCGCCUUCCACGGGAAAUCUGACCUGAGAGACAGAAGAGGAAGGAAGCAGCCUUUGCCACCAAUGUCAGUGCAGAACUCUGGAUGGCCCCGCCAAGAGGACAGCCCCAACCCCCAGGAGCCAGGUCCACCAGCCAACUCAGACAGUGACUCAGGCUACCUGCCGGGCGGGGACCCUGAGGAUACCUCUGCUCAGGGUCCUGCUGUUCUGGGCCUGGGUUCCCUUUGCCUGGACACCAACCAAGCCCCCAGCUGGACUGGGCUUCAGACCCUCCUGCAGCAACUCCCUCCACAGGACAUUGAUGAGCCCUACUGCCUGGCCCUUGGGGAGGAGGAGCUGGCCGAGCUGCGGCUCUUCUGUGCCAGGCGGAAGCAGGAGGCCCUGGGACAGGGGGUGGCCCGCCUGCUACUUCCCAAGCUUAAAGGACACACCUGUGAGAAGUGCAGGGAGCUGCUGAAGCCAGGGGAGUACGGAGUGUUUGCAGCCCGGGCAGGGGAACAGCGCUGCUGGCACCAGCCCUGCUUUGCCUGCCAGGCCUGUGGCCAGGCCCUGGUAAACCUCAUCUACUUCUACCAUGAUGGACAACUCUACUGCGGCCGUCAUCAUGCAGAGUUGCUGCGCCCACGCUGCCCGGCUUGUGACCAGCUGAUCUUCUCUCGGCACUGCACCGAGGCAGAGGGACGGCACUGGCAUGAGAACCACUUCUGUUGCCAGGACUGCGCCGGGCCCCUGGGCGGGGGACGUUAUGCCCUGCCUGGGGGAAGCCCCUGCUGCCCCAGCUGCUUCGAGAACCGCUACUCGGAUGCAGGCUGGAGCUCGGCUGGGGCACUGGAAGGGCAGGCGUUCCUUGGAACAGGGGAGACUGGACCCGACCGAACUGAAGGAAGGGACCAAACCUCGCUGAACUCUGUGACCCUCUCCCGAACACUCCUCGCUGCUGCCGGCUGUUCCAGCCUGCAAACUCGGACGGGGCUGCCUGGAUCCAGUCCCCAGCAGGAGAGCCGACCUGGGGACAAAGCGGAAGCACCCAAACGGCAGGAGCAAUGCCGCCUGAAGACUCCUCGUCAUCCCAAGGACACUCCUUUCCCCACCUACUCCUCUUCCUCUGACUCGGAACCUGAAGGCUUUUUCUUAGGCGAGCGCCUUCCCCUGUCCUGGAAGACCCCCGGAAGCCUCCAAGCAGAGGACAGCAACGCCUCUAAGAAGCACUGCACCGUGUGCUAGAGGCGCAGCUCAGAGAAGGGGGUGUGAAUGGGGGAAAAGAAGUCUAUAGAGCGGGAGAACAAGGCUAUCCUCCCCCUAGAAAAAUCCUAGACUGAAACGCAGUCAUGCGCACGCCCAUGAGAGGCGGCGAGGUGACAAGUUUGGAGUGCACCCCCUUCAGCACUGCGUGUUCUAGGACUUCUGGUGGAGAGCUUUUUGGCAAAACCCAUUGUCCAAAGCUACGCUUCCCUUGCUGAGAUAGCCCCCACCCCCACCUCCACAGGCUGGGACAGCCCCGUCCCCACC